Messenger RNA from Budorcas taxicolor (takin), 2025 nucleotides. It is a transcript of the gene REDIC1, whose product is annotated as chromosome 5 C12orf40 homolog. Bases 1 to 2025 code for a protein of 674 amino acids. NCBI's taxonomy places the organism in Eukaryota, Metazoa, Chordata, Mammalia, Artiodactyla, Bovidae. The transcript is spliced from 14 exons. The record is from RefSeq and is a predicted model, not a curated record.
AUGAUUCCCUCAGAAGCUCAAGCUGCACGGAGCAGCCCCAAGCUCCUCCCUCUCAGCCCCCUCAUUGGCUCAAGAGAACUAAAUAAAAUUACAGUCUUCGCUUCCGGCCCUGUCAGGAUAGGUUCCCUGCAGAAACAACAGAGGCUGCCCGGAGGCCUGGAAGCCGCCUACCCCAGGCCGCAGAGGCUGUCGGGAGGCUGGGCCAUACUCCCCGGAGGCGGAAAGGAGCCAUUUGAGGCCAAGGAACUUGUCGCUCAGCGCGAAACGAAGACGCCGAAGCACCGGCAGACCAGGGUUCUGAUCAAGCAGGAAAGGAGAAAGCAGAAGGAAUAUUUUGAAAAGAAAAGGUUAAAAUCAAAAAUGAAAUUACUGGGAGUUUCAUCCCCUGUCAAAAAUUCUACUGUCAGUUUAGACCUCCUUAACCUGUAUAUGGUAAAUCAGAUAUCUUGCCAGAAGAAAACAUCUGAAACUGUGAGAAAACCAAUGCACGUGAAUAUGAAUAAAGACAUAAAAAUGCCCCUAAGAAAGCAUGAUAUAGAACUUCCAAUGUCACCUAACUGUGUACCAUCUAAACUCUGCAUUGAUGAUAUAGAAAACAAUAUAUACUACCAAAGACUAGACACCAAGGAAGAACUUGAUCCAGUUCAGCUCAGUAAUGUUAAUUAUUCUCAUUCCUUGGUUUCUAAAUUAAAUAAAAAUCAAGAUACUUUCAAUCUAUCAUAUGAAACAGCACAAUCUGGACCAUUAUUUGAAAGAUUAAACAGUCCAGGAAAUAGAAACUUCCUUACAAGGACACCUACUGUAGUUGUAGGUGAAGAUUGUGGAAGCAUGGAUGAGAGAAGACAGUCACACUUCAUUACUGAAAAUAACUCAUUACAACAUAUUUGGAAAGAAAAUAGAAAAAAGUUUUCAAAUGAAGAUAUGAACCAGCAAACCUCCAGCCUUCUAUCAGAUAAUAAUGACUCUUUUAUUAGUGAAAAUAUGAUCAAUUUAUUAAACAUAGACCAACAGAAGAUAAAGGAAACCUUUGACAAGUAUGAUUAUGAUAAUACACGAGAUACAUGUGCAGUCAUUGAUUCUGAUAAAAACCAUUUCACUGAUAGCCACAUUAAAAGUAUUUUUACAGAUCCAGAGUUGGGUUUUAGUAAAUCUACUUUUAAAAUAUCAAGUUGUUCAGAAAAGUAUCAGCCAAACAAGAUUUGCCAGAAAGAGUACAAGAAUAAUGAAAAAACUAAUCUUAGUACAUCUUUUGAGAAAGAUUUUUAUUCAGCCAGCUCUAAUAAAAAAGGAAAAUUUGAAAGUGAUUACCAAGAGAAGAUAUACCAGGAGAAAAUACAGAAAUAUUCAGUGAAUCAUAUGGGUAAUAUCCCUUUGGAAGAAUUGCAUUCUGAGCAAACGUGGGACUUUGGAGUUGGUGAGAUUCUGAUAGAAGAAGGAGGAAUGUGUUCUUUCAAAGAUGGGACAACCUCUACUAGGAAAACUUAUCUUGAUUCUUCACAGAGUAGUCAGUCUUCCAGUUACUCUCCAAGGCCAACGGAUAGUAGUUGUUUCAGUUCUAGUUCAGAGAUGCCAUCAGAAGAUGAAGAUCAAACUGAAGAUUCAAAUAGGAGAUCCAUCAAAACCAAAGAAACAACUAAUAAUUUUUAUUUAGAAAACAUGGAAAAAUAUCCAUGUGAUAAGGUUAUUAAUAACAAUGCCAAAUUUCAUAAAAAAAAUGAGAAUUUUAACCAGUUCUCAGUGAAUAAUAAUAUACAUCAGUUCCCAGAGUCUCAGUGUAAUUCAGCACACAUAUUGGAAAGCAAAACCAGUAAUAACUGCAUUCUACAGGUUGCAAGGUGCGAUGCAUGGGUACAAACAGAGAAUGAACUUACAAUGGAGGAAAAAUUAGAUGCUGCCAUACAAUGUGAUAUAAUUUCAAAAUGUAAAUGUAGAAAUGAGGUGUCUUCUUUUUGUAAUGUUGAAAGGUACAAUGAAAAUGUUAAGGCAGAUACCACUGGAGGGCAGGAAAUCCUCAGAAACAACUAA